AUGAGUUGUGAUGAUGCUAAGUGCUUGCGUGCACUAAUACAGAGAUGUGUAAAAAUGCAUCAGCACCGAUCGGCUAUUUUUUGGGCUGACAAAUUAAUAAACCUAUCUAAAGACACCAUCAAAGACACUCUUCUGCUUGCCGAUGUCUUGAUUAAUUCAGGUCAAUAUCGUAGAACAAUCGACCUCUUAACUAGAAAUGAUAAACUACGGGACAGUUAUUAUGCGCGUUUUCUUGUUGCCCAAUGCUACUUCAAAUGCAACGAAUUCGUUGAGGCACUUAAUGUUUUGGAGAAUUUGGAAAGCUUUCAACAGAAUCUUCUCAAGUCAACAUCUUGUUCCUUCAUUAAUUUCUCAAAUCCCGACGUCCAACACGAUGUGGCGUUAAGCGGUUCAGAUUCUGUGUAUCUUCCGGAUGGCGUUAGUCAUGUUAUGCUAAAUAGCAGCGUUGCUCUCCUACGGGGACACGUUCACGAAGCACUUAACAAUCUUGCCUUGGCAGUAAACUGUUACAAGGAGGCGUUCCGAUUGGAUCCUUUCUGUUUUGAGGCUCUGGAAAAGUUACUGAAGCUGGAGGCCCUCUCCGACGAUGGUUUAUUAUCUUCUUUUAUUAACUUUUUAGAUGAGAAUCGGAUUUCAAAGCUAGAAUUUCCUGAGUUUUCGCAGGCCCUAUCAUCUGCCACCAAAAACAUAUAUUCGUGCAAAGUUCCUCAAGGCAAUCCGGCUGGUAGUUUUGUGGAAAUGAUACCGCUGAGAAAUAGCGUGGAUGUUCUACUCACGCAAGCUGAGUAUUUUCUGUCCAUCAAUCACUACAGGAAAUGUUUCGAAAUAACCUCACGCAUCCUGGCAAAUGAUCCUUUGAAUCCAGAAUGCUUACCUGUUCACAUAUCCGUUUUGAAGAUGCUCGAUAAAUCGAACGAUCUAUUCAUGCUUGCAAACAACUUGGUUAGAAUCUUCCCAAAGUGUGCUGUUUCUUGGUUCGCGACGGGCUCCUAUUAUCUCUGUACUCACAAAAAUGAUUUGGCCAAGCGCCAUCUUCGGAAAGCUACUCAAGAAGACCGUCGAUUUGGACCCGCAUGGUUGGCAUUGGGACACGCUUACGCUGCCGACAGUGAGCACGAUCAGGCUAUUGCCGCCUACUGCACCGCCGCUCAAAUCGUUCGACAUUCCCAUAUGCCAAUGCUGUACAUUGGAGUGGAAUAUAGUUCGAGCGGAAAUCAGGCUCUAGCAGAGCGCUUCAUGCAACAUGCUCUCCAACGCAGUCCCUCUGAUCCUGCUGUUCUCCACGAAUUGGGGACUCUAGCUCUUAGCCUCAAACGGUACAACAAAGCGUUGAAGCUGUUGAAGCAGGCCUAUCACAGCAUCUCCCAACUCAGUGGUCAAGUUAUUGCGCCCUAUUGGGAACCCCUACUCAACAAUUUGGGUCACGCUUAUCGCGAACUUGGUCACUUUGAGGAAGCGUUGAAGAUGCAUACCGCAGCGCUGAAGCUGGUGGAGAACUCACCAACUACGCUGGAGACCAUGGGCUUGAUCUACGCCCAGAUGGGUCGCUACGGAGAGGCCAUUCGUGCCUUGCAGACCGCACUGCCCCUGCACACCUGCCGCACUGACUCCACCACCGCCGUAGACCUCCUAGACAUUUGCGUGCGCCAGUACGCCCGACAGCUAGAGGUGCCACUCUCGUUGGCUCCGACUAACACUGUCAAUGCUACUGCUAAUGAUGUGGUUAUCACCACCCAUAAUGAUGAGUUCGAGGUUGGACGAGAUAUCAAUGAAAGUCCUCCGAAAGAACCCUUCCAGUUGUUGGAUUACUCCCUGUCAACGACACCUCCCCCGGGCAUCCCUAGCAUAAAGGACGACUUGGACAUCUUUCAGGUCAGUGCUCCUCUACCGCAGAAAUGCGCUCCCUCCGGCGCUGCCGAUCCCGCUGAAGACGUCUCGAUGGAACUCGAUUAG
Molecule: messenger RNA, 1953 nt
Organism: Echinococcus granulosus
Lineage: Eukaryota; Metazoa; Platyhelminthes; Cestoda; Cyclophyllidea; Taeniidae
Product: Cell division cycle protein
Exons: 13
Coding region: 1-1953 (650 amino acids)
Biological process (GO): cell division
Molecular function (GO): protein binding
Source: RefSeq, a predicted model, not a curated record